Paramacrobiotus metropolitanus is the source of this 2314-nucleotide messenger RNA. Its product is annotated as kelch-like protein 14. Lineage: Eukaryota; Metazoa; Tardigrada; Eutardigrada; Parachela; Macrobiotidae. Gene Ontology annotation, molecular function: protein binding. The coding region runs from base 986 to 1984 and encodes 332 amino acids. The record is from RefSeq and is a predicted model, not a curated record. The transcript has 6 exons.
ACGUUAUCUUUCUGUUAAGUUAUUCAGUUCGGUUUCACAGUCUGUAAAUCGCCCAACUGAUAUUGUUAGUUUUUGUGCGAUACCAACUACAGGGCGGCAAAGUCCUGUACCGUCAUUAGAUUAAAAUUCUAGUGUAGGUUGCUCGAUUAAAUCUACUUCUGUACGAAGUUUUGCUUCCGAACGCCACUAUGGAGCCUUUCAACUCAGAAUCUCCAUCUUCGAGUUCCUUGCAACCUGCUGUGUAUGCAGCAACCGUUAGUUCUGAUGUAUCGCUCCGAGGAGCGGACGAUCAGUCUAAACCCAUCCAGUGGAUUCCCUGCCAUCGUGCUGUUCUGGCAGCUCAGAGCACUUACUUCCGCUCUAUGUUCGCUUCGCAAAUGAAGGAAGCGAAUGAAAAGCAGAUUCAGCUCAAGGAUAUCCCCCAUGAAAUCUUAGACCAGAUUGUCCGGCACAUGUAUUCGUCAAAAAUCUCUUUGGAUGCCAACAACGUUUUGUUGCUCCUGGAAUCUGCAUUAUUCCUUGAUGUGAUUGAAAUCGUCGGUGCGUGCCAGGAAUUUUUAAAGCGCAACUUGAACACCGGAAACUGGUUAACUAUACAUCGCACGGCGGAAUUCCUGUCUUGCAGCGACUUAAUAAAAAUCUGCGAUGAAUUUAUGGUCAAGAAUUUUUCAGCUGUUUCGAAGUGUGACGAUUUUCUAGAAAUUAACGAAACUCAGAUGAUGGAACUUAUUGCAUCAGACGAUUUGUUCGUGAAGAGCGAGGACGAAGUAGCAGAUGCCGUGAUUCGCUGGUUGAAUAACAAUUCAGCUCAACGGUUACAUCACAUUGGCGAGAUUUUGCCGCUGGUUCGAACGCCCUUUCUAAGUGCUGAGCGACACAAAUUAAUUCAUGGCAUCUAUAUGAAUCCAGAACAGGUAUCCCGUGAACAGUUCCGAAAGGUCACAGACGGCAUAAUCCAACACACGCCGUAUCAGCACCGUAAAUCAUGCAAGCCGGUCUUGGUAGCCAUUGGCGGGGAACAGAGGCUGAAGUUCGUCUACCGUUUCGAACCAAGUACCGAGAAAUGGAUCCCAGUGCGCCUGCUGCCUCAGUCGCCGAAAAGUCAAUCUGCAUAUCUACCCAUUGUCGUAACGUCCAGCGUAUUUUCGAUCCAGGUAGUGUGCGUAUUUUCGAUCUGAUUCACGAUGAUGGCAUCGCUCGUAGCUGUGUAUGGCAGUAUGAUUCCGAUACGGACCAAUGGGAGCGCUUGACUCCGCUGCCCGACGGACGGUGCGAGGGUCCGUUAGUGGCCAAUGAAAAGACUUAUGUUCUUGUUAGCGGUGACGAAUCGCAGAGCUUCCUGUGCUAUAAUGAACACUCCAAAGAAUGGGACAAAUGCGCGACGGUUCCCGGCAAGAUUUGCCUGUCUUCCGCGAUGACGGUACACGAUAAUGGCUGCAUCUACAUGUUUGGCGGCCACGACGUAUCUUAUAAGGUGGACAAAAAAGGCCGUCACUCGGGCUCCGCUUACUGUUUCAAUACACGCGACAAGACGAUUAAACCGUUGGCAAAAAUGCCGACAAAGCGAUACAACUGCAGUGCCGGUGUGGGCCCCAAUGGGCUGAUAUAUGUCAUGGGUGGAAUUGCUGCUGAGCACAAGCGCGGGUUCCGCGAAAUUUUUGUCUACUGUUUGGAGGUUUAUGAUCCGAAAACUAACGAAUGGGAGGUAGAGGAUGUGGAGAAAUAUGAUAUAACGUUUAGCGCGGCUCGAAUGUUUACGUUCGGUGGAAAGCUGCACUGUGUGCCUGGGGGGUGUCAGUCAAUGGCACACUAUGAUGCACUGCGGGACCGAUGGAUGUCCGUCAAAAGCGAUUUACCGCACCAAUUGAGUGGGUGCUCCGGUUAUGCGGUAAUUCCACAACACAUUGUGCGGAAAUGGACGCAACAACCCGGUUCCUGUGCGCACUUGGAGUGUGCUAGCGGUUGCUCAGAAGAGCACUGGUAGUGGCAGUUCUCAAAGAAAUUUAGACCUGUAAGAAGUUAUGCAGACUGAUGCGACUGGAUGCUGUCGGCUGCGCCGAUUAGAUGUGUUCCAUAAUUUGAAUAAGGGAUAAGUAAGAAAGUUUCUGAUAAGUAAGACGUUGGGAGUAUUUGGCCCCGCUUUCAGUGAAUUGUUGCAUUUCAUGGGCCGUAAAAUUCGAGACUUAACUGGAGAAGCACGUUCUACUGCUUUCAUUAAGCAACGUUUUAGUCUCGCCGUUGUAAAAGGAAAUGCUACGGCUGUUUUGAGCACGUUACCUUUUAACCCACGAGAAGAUCGAGAUUUUGGUUGUUU